Molecule: messenger RNA, 1114 nt
Organism: Ostrinia furnacalis (Asian corn borer)
Lineage: Eukaryota; Metazoa; Arthropoda; Insecta; Lepidoptera; Crambidae
Product: beta-1,3-glucosyltransferase
Exons: 8
Coding region: 44-1114 (356 amino acids)
Cellular component (GO): membrane
Molecular function (GO): glycosyltransferase activity
Source: RefSeq, a predicted model, not a curated record
GCAGGGGAGGCGCACGCGUCCCUCCUCCAAGUUUCCCGCGAAAAUGUUCGCGAGAGUUGGAACUUUGGUGCUAAUUCUCGCCUACAUUAACUUCGUGUCGAGUUUCGAUUCGAGAAACAUAGUGUUCGUUAUAGUAAGUCAACCGGAGCCGUACCACGCAAGCGUGGCUUCGCUCCUUAAACAGGAUAUAGAGGGCCAAAUAUUAGAAAUAGAUAAGAUACUGCCAAGAGUCCACCUCACGCACAUAGACUUCCCUUCGCCCGGCGCGUGGACCGUCAUCCCGCUACUGCGGCCCUUAGUAGCCCGGUACAAAGGCAGCGACGUGCGAUGGGUGCUGUUCGUGGAGCCUCAUACUGCUGUGAGGUGCAGCCAGCUGCUAGACGCUUUGGCUGCUGCAGACCAGCAAAAAGAAACCAUGUGGAUAGGCUACCCCCUGAGCGACGACGAGCCCACCAUCAUCCACCACUUCACGUUCUACGAGGACCUGGAGGAGGAAGGCGGCUUCGUGUACCCCAACUUUGCCAGCGGCUUUGCGAUGAGGAUGGAACUCAUUGAAGGGCUCCUCUACAAAGUAGAGAGCGGCGAAAGGAAACUGGAGGCCGACUUUUCAAUCGACCCCGCGUACGAGCUGGCCCAGCUGAUCUACGGCGGCGGGUCCGACCCCGGCCCGCUGUUGACCCCCGACCUGAGCUUCUGUAUUGUGUCGGGGGACAACUGCGCUACAUACCCACGGCAAUUUGACACAUGUGGCAGCGCCAUUCCGGAGGAGUCGGUAUUCUUCGCGGUGAAAACGUGGAGCGGAUUCCACGGCACCCGCGCGCGAGUGGUUAAGAAGACUUGGGGAAGAUACGUCACGCAUCUGCAGUUCUACAGCGAUAAGGAUGGUACUUCUUUUAGGCUCCUCUACAAAGUAGAGAGCGGCGAAAGGAAGUUAGAGGCCGACUUUUCAAUCGACCCCGCGUACGAGCUGGCCCAGCUGAUCUACGGCGGCGGGUCCGACCCGGGCCCGCUGUUGACCCCCGACCUGAGCUUCUGUAUUGUGUCGGGGGAUAACUGCGCGACGUACCCACGGCAAUUUGACACAUGUGUAAGUACGAAUACUUGCUUAAUUUAA